This is a messenger RNA of Sphenostylis stenocarpa, 1644 nucleotides long. The record is from the annotation of a GenBank genome assembly. NCBI's taxonomy places the organism in Eukaryota, Viridiplantae, Streptophyta, Magnoliopsida, Fabales, Fabaceae.
AUGAGUCUCCUUCGACUUCAAUCUUCUCUUCACAACCAAACCCUCUCUCUCUCUUGUUCUCUCUCUUACUCUCUCCCCUUCAACCCCUCUUCCUCCACUCUCCCCCUCCCUCGCACGCGCCCCCCGUGUCUCCCGCGCCUCUCGGUUGUGACGUGUUCCGUCUCCAAGGUCCACAGCUACGGCACCGUCGACUACGAGCGCCGCCCCAUUGUGCGGUGGAAUGACGUGUACCGCCGGAUAUCGCUCAACCCGGACACCGAUGUGACCUCCGCCGAGGUGCUCAACCGGUGGGAGAACGAAGGCAGACACCUCACCAAGUGGGAACUCUCGAGAGUCGUCAAGGAGUUGAGAAAAUACAAAAAAUUUCGGAGAGCCCUUGAGGUAUAUGAUUGGAUAAACAAUAGGCCAGAGCGGUUUAGAGUUUCUGAGAGUGAUGCAGCAAUUCAGUUAGAUCUAAUUGCAAAAGUUCGUGGACUUUCUAGUGCGGAAGUGUUCUUUCUGAGUCUGGACGAUAAGUUAAAAGAUAAGAGGACUUAUGGUGCCCUUUUGAAUGUAUAUGUGCAUUCCAGAUCGAAGGAAAAGGCAGAAUCUUUAUUUGACACAAUGAGGAGUAAAGGGUUUGUGAUACAUCCACUACCAUUUAAUGUAAUGAUGACUCUCUACAUGAAUGUAAAGGAAUAUGUUAAAGUUGAUAUGUUGGUUUCUGAAAUGAUAGAAAAACAGAUACAGCUAGAUAUCUAUACAUAUAAUAUCUGGUUAUCAUCUUGUGGAUCUCAAGGAUCAAUAGAGAAGAUGGAAAAAGUGUUUGAACAGAUGGAAAGGGAUCCUACCAUCAUCCCUAACUGGUCUACAUUCAGCACAAUGGCUUCAAUGUACAUUAAGAUGGAUCAGACUGAAAAAGCAGAAGAGUGCUUAAUAAAGGUUGAGAAUAGAAUUAAAGGUCGUGAUAGAAUUCCUUUUCAUUAUCUCCUGAGUUUAUAUGGACGUGUUGGAAACAAAGGCGAAGUUUAUCGUGUGUGGAAUACGUACAAAUCAGUUUUUCCAAAAAAUAUACCAAACUUGGGAUACCAUGCUAUUAUUUCUUCUCUGGUUAAAUUGGAUGAUAUAGAUGGUGCAGAAAGACUCUACAAGGAAUGGCUUUCAGUAAAGUUAAGUUAUGAUCCUCGAGUGGGAAACCUUCUUCUAGCCCAGUAUGUAGUGGCAGGUGAUGAAGAUAAAGCUUUGAGUUUCUUCAAACAGAUGAAGGAGGAUGGUGGCAUUCCAAAUUCAAAUACAUGGGAGAUUCUUUCUGAGGGCCACAUUGCAGAUAAGAGGAUUUCUGAGGCCUUGUCCUGCUUGAAAGAGGCUUUCAUGGUCGCUAAUAAUUCAAAGAGUUGGAGACCGAAGCCCUUGAACUUGUCUGCAUUCCUUGACCUUUGCCAAGAACAAGAUGACAUGGAAAGUGCUGAAACUUUAAUUAGACUGUUGAAGCAGGCCAAAUUUAGUAAAAAUAAAGCUUAUGCAUCACUCAUUGGCUCAUCUGAUGACGAAUUAUUGUCAAGCAAGAUUGAUACAGCAGAUAGAAUUGCUGAUAUCGAUGACAGUGAAAACAUGGAUGGCGACGACUCUCAAAUGUUGUUGAACCAACUAGAGAGUACCUUUUGA